UCAACCUCCUUUCCUUCCGGCAUUGUCCUGUCAACCUGUUUGUGUACGCGAUUUUAUUCGACCAAAUUCUUUACAAAAUUAAAAACUCAAAAUGCGUAUUUGGAACUCUGAACACACAUUUAACCACAGCUGGGAUACUGUUGUUACAGCUGUUUGGAGGAAGUAUCCAAAUCCUCACAACCCAAGUGUUGUUGGUCUAGAUGUUCUUGACAGAAGUGUUGAUAAUGAAGGAAGGCUCAAAACUCACAGGCUUAUGUCAACAUCAUGGGGUAUACCAAUAUGGGUCACAAAGCUUAUAGGAAUGCAAGAUACUUGCUUUGCCAGUGAACAUUCAACAGUAGACCCAAACAGUAAAACCUUCACACUCAGGACCAAAAAUGUAACAUUAGCCCAUGUUCUCACAGUUAAUGAAGAGCUUAUUUACACACAGCACCCUACAGACCCAACCAAAACGCUGUUGAGACAGGAAGCCACAGUAACUGUGUCAGGUCUCCCCCUCUGCAACAGACUAGAACAGAUGGUCACUGAUGCCAUGUCAAACAAUGCCAGCAAGGGGAGACAAGCCAUCGAGCAUGUGAUUGAUAAAAUAAAGAAGGAGGCCAGAGAUUUUUCAUUAGAGGCUCAGAAAUGCAUGGACAACGUUUUACCCAAGUCUGCUUCGUUAUGAUGACAAGCCAACCUAGACCAAGCUAAAAUUAAUUAGUUAACCUAAAGAGAGCCUCUUGCCAUCAUUGGUGCUCCUGUUUUAGCAUUGUUUGCAAACUUCCUGGUUCAAAAUGCGCAAUGUGAUAACUAUUUUUAUCGUACACAAACAGAACUGUUUUUAAAAAAAUACAUGGCUAAAAUGACCAUUAAAAUGAGACAUCUGGAAUUAUGGUCUUUUAUGAUACUUCUUGUCUGCUGUCUUGUUAGCACUUCAUUCCUCCAUAUUUUAAUAAUGUGAUUAUUAGUGUGUUUUGUUGUUCAUCCAUUUUCUCCGUGAAAUUGGUAUUAUAAAACAUUUUUAAUGAAGUUAUAAGAAUAAGAAAGUAUUGAGGAAGCCAUGAAAAUGUGUCAAGAAAAAAAUAACUACUGGAAAUUCAGAUUUAAAAAAAAGUAUUUUUAAAAUAAAUUGUUUAUUGAUAGUUUAUCUUUAAGUACUCUUAUAUCAAACAAGUAACUAUUAAACUUUUGCUGUUCAUCAAGUUGUUCCGUAAUAUAAAACACUAUGCCAUAAUAUAUAAUUUGGCUACACAAUGUAAUUAGAAGGUGCAUUAUGGUCCACACUUCAAUAUGUUUAUAGUCAUUAAAUCUCAUCCGAAGCUAGAGCAUGGGUCGGUAACCUGUAAGGUUGUAAAAUACAUAUAUUUUUAUUUAUAUACAAGAAUAAUGGUUAGAGAAAACUAGGGAAUGUAGGGAUGAUUUUAAGAAAAUGGAAAUAAAACUCUAGAAUUUGAAGUAUCAUUCUCAAAUUGACUUUCACUUUUAAUUGAAUCUCCGAAAAUAAUUCUCUUAGCAAUAAAAAAAAUUAAAAAGUUGAUUUUUCUUUUCAAAGGUUAUUCACUCCUAUGCUUAAAGUAACGACAUUUUUUUUUAAAAAUCACUAAAAUCCCACCUAAUUAUUGUUUGGAUUUGCCGUUUGCCUAAAAUAAUUUGUUUUUUUUUGUUUUUCAAAAACAUUUUUCUUUUCUAUGAUGUAUAAAUUUUUUCAUGGGUUUUUUUUCCUUAAAUAGAAAUUUAUAGAAUCAACAAACAUUUUUCUAGAAAAUCAUUUUCCUAAUAAUUAUAUUGUACAAAAUGUAUGUCUAAGUGGUUUGGUUUCGCUGUGUGUGAAAGAUGCAAGCCCAGAUGUUGGGUUGACAAACUAAACUGUGAUUGGUCUGUUAAAUGACCAUGACAUUUUGCUUCGGCAAAACAGUUAAUUAUAACAGUGUGAACUGUUAUAAUUAAAAUUAUCUAUAGAGCCAGCUGGUGUAAUGGUAUUUUUUAGUUGGGCGACAUUGUUUUUUUGUAAUUUAAAUUAACACAAGUAAUUAAAGAACUACUUAAGAAAUAUGUGCUUUUUUAAUUGCUUAUUAUUUUUUACUCUGUAAGCAUCGUCCUGAAAUUCAGAUGAAUAUUUUUAUGAUGUGGUUCCAUAGAGGUUUUUUUUUUAAAUGUUUGGUGUUUUAUACGCAAGUAUCUAUUACUAACAUGUACACGUAUUCUGCUGUCCAAUAUUUUUAAAAAAUUUACUUGUGUAAAUCAGCAACCAUUUUCAAUAACGUUGUACAACUAAACUUGAACAUAUUAGAUAUAAACUAUCGCUCACUAUAACAGACAGCUUCUAAAAUCUUUACAAACUUAUUUUUCAACCAGUCUUUUUUAGCUAAAACUAAUACAAAAAGUAUUGUCCUUUUUUGUAAGGAAGUUCAACACAUUUUUUUCUCUUCUGUUUUGACUUUCAUUCUAUAGUUUCUCUAUUCUUGGUAUUUUGUCUAUAAUUGGUUUGGUUGUAUUUGUUUUACUAAGCAUCAAAAGAGAGACCUACUCUAGUUAUUUUUUUUAAAUUCUAGGCCAUUGCUUUAUUUGUCUGCAUUUUAAAAAAUUGAUCCAAGUAGUAGUUAUUCCAGUAAAUUGCAUUUUUAAAAAAAUAUUUAUGGUUUGGUUAGGAAUAUCUUUGUACAUCUCUAACCAUCAGAAUUGUAAAUCAAGAGUACUUGAAAUCCUGUUGCACUGGGUGUGUCUACCAUAAGCUUCUGAUAACAAUAACUUUUGUAAUGUAAAUUUGGUCUCUUGUUCAUUUAUAAGUAUACUAAUAUACUUUAAAAUUCUAUCAAAUAAGUCUGUUUUAGCCUGUCAUUUAUUAAUGUUAAAUUUUUUGUUUUAAAUCUACUUUGUAAAGAUGCAUUUCUGUUAGUCCUAAAGGAUUAUAAUUUUGUGUGUGUCUUAAUAGGGUUAAAAUCUGUGUUCCUGUUUUUAGUUGUCAAUAUAAUAUGGUAAUAAUGUUAGUGCUGUUUGCUUUUAUAGCUAGGGUUGAAAAAUUGUCAGUGUUUAGCUUGUUUAAGGUUGGCGUAUUCAUUUGUUGUUUUUUUUUCUCUUGCCUGUCUUAAUUAAUGUUCAAAAGUGUUUGUCCACUGUUACCAUGCAGGCAAGAUCUAUGUUUGUGUUUUAAGUAUGUCUUGUUACUAGAAUUUCUGUAUGCGUUUUUGUAUUACUGUUUCCUGUGUGUGAUGCCGAUGUUGAAUUCUGUAUUACAAUAUACCAUGUGCCUUUAAUCCAAGAUGUUAUUUGUUAUGUUUAGUUUUCUUAGUAGUUGCACACUAUUAAACUUUUAGCCUCAUGGGAACACUCUUUGCUAGAUAACUAAUACCUUUUUUAGUAUGUAUCAUAUUAUCUAUUAUUAUUUGCAUUAUAUCAUGUAACACACAAUAGAUUGAAUUUGUUCCAUUUUUUUUAUUUAAUCACAUGGCUUUUGAUUUAUUGUUAAACCCUAAAUUGGUCAGUUAAAUUUUCUUUUUAAGUUAGUUACUACCCAACUGUCAACUGUAAACUUUUAUAAAGUGAGAUCUAGCUAGUUGAAACAGUUUUUUUAUAUAUUAGAUCUGCCUGAGUAAUACAAUGCUCCUCCUUCCUCAAUUUUUAACAUCACAAGUACUUGGGGAUCAAUUUUUUUCUUAGUUUUUUUUUUUUUUUUAACUGCGAGUGCUGAAAAGUGUUGAACAGAAUAAAAACUUGGUUUUAAUGCAUGGUG
Physella acuta is the source of this 3712-nucleotide messenger RNA. Its product is annotated as PRELI domain containing protein 3A. The record is from RefSeq and is a predicted model, not a curated record. Gene Ontology annotation, cellular component: mitochondrial intermembrane space. NCBI's taxonomy places the organism in Eukaryota, Metazoa, Mollusca, Gastropoda, Physidae.